CACAGCAAUUCACAAAGCACAAUAUGAAGCUCUGUGGAAAAUAGAACCGUAUAUCAUUUCUUUUCAAGAGAUGGGAAAUUGUGUACAGGUUCACAAGUCCAAAGAGUCGGCGUCAAAACUCCGAUGCUCAAGCUAUUCCAGGACAGAAUGUGUCCUGAUUCAAAAGCCUAUUCAAGACACGGUAGAUUGUACGCCGAGGCCUCAUGUCACUGGUUUCCCGGAACUAAGUGAUGAAGAUGAUGUUCAAUUUUGUCCUGACCCCUGGGUAGAAUCUGAUGGUGAAGAUUUCUUCAGUGUUAAAAAUGAUCUUGCCCCAUCUACGAGAGAAUCUCCAAUCCACAAAAAUAGUGAAAUUAUAGAAGUGGAAACCCCCAACGUGAUAAACCACAAGAACAAAUCCAAGGUUCAACCAGUUAAGCAACUGAUUGAAUUGUUUCGUGAAAGCUUCAACGCUGACGAGUCUGGUGGUCAUCGACACAUGCAUUAUAAAUCGGAGGCGGAAUCUUCCCCAUCUGACAUGCCGCGAAGCUCAGCGAAUGUAAGCCCCUAUCGUUAUUCGGUGACGAAUCUAAUUUCGGGGGCCAGGACAAGAAAAGCUACACAGUUUGCACAAUGCUUCCUGCCAAAGAUGGUGCAGAUCAUAAGCUUCAGUGAGAGGAAGAAAUGUUGAGUCCUUCAUAGAUGUCAAUGC
Argentina anserina (silverweed cinquefoil) is the source of this 691-nucleotide messenger RNA. RefSeq lists its product as uncharacterized. The record is from RefSeq and is a predicted model, not a curated record. The coding region runs from base 71 to 670 and encodes 199 amino acids. The transcript is spliced from 3 exons. NCBI's taxonomy places the organism in Eukaryota, Viridiplantae, Streptophyta, Magnoliopsida, Rosales, Rosaceae.